AUGGGAGAGGGAAAAAAGAGAGGGGAGAGGGACGAAAAAAACACUGACGUGGGUGACGAAAUAGCGGUGUUGAUGUGCGGUUUCUCCACCGCUAGAGCUAUGGAGAUGACGGUGUUGCUUCACCGCGGAUUCAAGGUGACAAAAUACACUCCUUUACCAAUCAAAUUAGUUCCUCAUCACUUUGGCUCUCCCAAAAGCUUCACAAUAGUUGUCCUUCUGCUAGAUUCCUGCACAAAAAUCAUUACCAACCAUAUCGGUACUGCUUGCCUCGGUAUUAUAAUACUAUUACAUGAUAAUCAUACCGUAGCUCUCCUCGGCAACGCGAAUUGCCAAAGUGUAGGAAAGAGCUACUGGCCAACCGACAUCGCAGCUUCAUACUACAUCUCUUCACUUAUUCUGCAAAUUUAUAUCAGGUCGUAUGGUUUGAGUUACUUGCGGCGUUUCUUUAAUAUUCCGAUGCCAAAUCUAGAAAACUUCUGUGAUAGUUGCACCAUUCUACGAUUUUCUGAUUCUUUACCGGUUAUCUGGCUAUUACUAUCUUCUUUCGAAUCUUAUUCUGUAGUCGUUGCUCGUCCAAGCAUUGUAGAAUAA
Lindgomyces ingoldianus is the source of this 591-nucleotide messenger RNA. RefSeq lists its product as uncharacterized. The transcript is spliced from 10 exons. The record is from RefSeq and is a predicted model, not a curated record. Lineage: Eukaryota; Fungi; Ascomycota; Dothideomycetes; Pleosporales; Lindgomycetaceae. Bases 1 to 591 code for a protein of 196 amino acids.